Porites evermanni is the source of this 9854-nucleotide messenger RNA. The record is from the annotation of a GenBank genome assembly. Lineage: Eukaryota; Metazoa; Cnidaria; Anthozoa; Scleractinia; Poritidae.
AUGAGAGUGGUUUUUCUCUGCAAAGGAUCGAGAGGCGAUGUGGCUCCGAUAUUAUCACUCGCAGUGGGCUUCAAGUAAGUUCUUGUGCAUUCAUAGAUCUGCCACUGCAGCGAAUUUUUUUUACGGUGUGUGAAUAUUUACAUUUAAGUAAAUCUCAUUGCAUGCGAUAUUAAAUCUCUGGUUUUUCAGAAUUAUCUUGGAAAAAUUUAGUUCAUGAGCACUGAUGUAUUUUAUGUGGAAGAAAAACAACUCCUGCGCGGUUUCGAUCUAUAAUUUUUAAGAUUUAAUUUGUGUUACUCGCAAUUCAUGCUAAGCUAACAUAAAAUCUUUCAACUGAAUAAUUUUACUUUAAUUUGUGUACAUCAGUUGUAGAUUCUGAUCAAGUUUUGGACAUUUUAUGGCUACGUUAGUAACAAGCCUCGCAUUAAGUUUAAAAAUUCACAAUUGAACAUCAUGAUUUUAGUUCAAUACACCCGCUUCCUUUUAUACUGACCAACUGGUCCAGUUCAUUAUAUGUAAACAAACACAGCAAGAAGCCAUGAUAUUGAACGUCGCCACUUUAUCGAUUUGAAUUGAAAGCUAAUUCUGCUGUGCGGGUUUGUCUCAGUGAAUUUUGAAAAAUAUAGAUUACAGUAUCGGUUAUGUUCGUAUAAAUGCAUUUAUUAUGCAUACAUGCUUCUUUUCUAUUCAUAUCAACUAUUUAUGUGUGAAAUAGUAUGAAAUUGCUGCAUGCAUAAUAAAUGUAUGGGGUUAUACAGGAAUCUGAUUACCAGAUUACAGUCAAAUCCCGAUAAUUCGAACCUUCAAGGGAAAGAGAAAAAAGUUUGAGUUAUCAGGAGUUCAAGUUAUCAAGGGUAAAAUUAUAUAGAAAAUGAUCUGAAGGGAAAUGAAAAUUGCUUUGAGGUCAACUGUAUCUUCGUGGGAAAAUGACUUCGUAACAAACGGGCACCCAGAUAAGUUAACUGAAAGCUGUACAACAUUCCAUACAAGGGAAUUAAUCGUAUCCCAACCAAUUUUUCAAGCUGCUGUUGUUUUUCCCAAAACUCAAAGUUGUCAAGCCUGCUUUGUGUCAAUCGUCACUUCGUGAGGAUGGUUAAUUGUUAAGUGUUAUUACGUCAUAGCUAUUAUAUAAGCAUUGUACAUUAUGAAUCAGUCAGUCAUAAUCUCUUGUAACGCGGUCAAGCUUAAUUUCGUUAUCGACCAAGCUCUUUCUUCAUCAUGGCUCAAUCAAAUCCUCAAGCUUCUUACACAGAUCCCCAACAACCUAGGCGGUCAUCUAGACUGACAAAGCCAGCAUACAGGGAUCCUAACUUCAUAUACAAGGAUCUCCAACGCCAACUAGAUAAUUUCGAAGACGUGGACGAACGCUACCUUUUACCCUCACCUUCGCUAUUUUCUGAUUUACAAGAUCAUGAUAGAAAAGAAACAAAAAGGAAAGUGAAGCGCGCGUCUUCAAAGCAACCUACAAAAGUAUCAGAUCCUGGUCGCCAGUUUGCGGAGCUACAAAGCAAGCUUCAUGACCUCAAUCUUUACGAUCUAGGUCAAGACGUUCUCACUUCUACAGACCAGAAACGAGGCAAGAUUACACAGUCUACAAGCACUCAUCAUCAGCUCUCACAACCAUCAGCUUCUCCCGAGCGAGACCUUCAACAGGAGAUUCGUCUGGCGGAGCUACAAAAAGAGAAGCUUGCUUUAGAGCUUCAAGUUUUACGUCUGCGCCACGCCCCCAGUUCUUCUUCCGAUGGCGAACCUGGCGAGAAANUUUUUGUUUUGGUGAGUUUCUGUUGUUGUUGACAGGGUGGAAGGGGCUGGGAGGUCAACAUGCAAGCAGUACAGUUUAAAUACCUGAAUGGGAAGCCAAAAAAUGUGAAAGUUUCAAUCCCCAAAUAUCCCUGCCUCCUAAACUAUGCAUCAUUAAACAAGAAAAAAGAAGUGAACAAACAAACAUAUUUAGCUGGAAUAACAUUUUACUGGGCAACCACCUCAAUUGGGACUAUUAACAAGUCAACAUAAGAUGGGCCCAUCUUAAAUUGCUUUCAAAAUUAAGCUCGAUUUUGCUUGUUUUUUAGUAAUUUAAAAAAAAAAUUUAUCUAACUUUAAAAUGUCAGUGACUCUGGUUGAGUUCAUUGCCAUUAAAAAAAAAACAACAACAACAACAAAAUAAUAUUGCCAUCUUUUUUAGUUCCUUCCCUGCUGCCUGGGACAUUUUGUUUCUCUUGUGAAACAUCCCUAGCGACAGAGUGCUUAGCUAAGACUAAAGAGAGAGUACUGUUUAAAGUAAUUUGAAUAUACAUCUACAAGUGGAUUUCUGCAUUAAUUUAUAAUUUUAUUGUUUGAUCAUAACAUAGCCUGGCUCCAGAGGUCCAAUUACAAAAUUACGGUGGCCCAGAAGGGUCACACGUGCAAAUUAAAAAUGUUGCUGCAAAUUAAAAAUAGUCAUGCAAAUUAAAAAUUGAACAUGCAAACUAAAAAUAUUACCUGCAAAUUGAAUGUAGUACAUGCAAACUAAAAAUUGUGCUCCAAAUUGAAAAUAGAAAACAUAUCGAUGCAAAUUAAAAAUGAAAGGUCCUGCGCGCAGUAUGAGUGAUGAGGACCUGGUUAAUCUGAAAAAUGAGCAUAGCAACAGCAUAGAAAAAAACAGGAGCAUUUUUUUACCAGUAUAUAAUUGUGCAUUUUGUUAAUCCAAAUACAUAAAUGUUAACGUUUAACGUCAUCCUGCGAUACCAGGGCCUCCUGUUCCAAGACUUCUUGUGAUUUUUUUUUUAGUUUUUUCUUUUUUUCAAUCCAACUGACUGACCCAAUAUCAGGAAAUGCAUUUGAUGCUAAAUGAAAAAAAAAGGGGAUGGCCUAAGAAAGAACAAAACCUUAUUGACACCCGGGGUAAUCAUCAAUCUUGCAAAGAAACCUAUUUGGGAACAACUUCAUAAAGCAGCAUAUUAGCUUGACCCUUAAUGAGCUUUAAACAUGGUUCUCUGAGGGCAAAUGAUAUCACAAAAAGUUGAUUUGAUUUGGCCAUUUGACUUGUCUGAAUUAACCUUAAUUUCAGAUUACCCCAAAUCAUUUUGGUCCCCUAUCCAGAGGGUAAUAUUGAUCAAGUACUCUUGGGGGAGAGAUUUGGGAAGUAAAAUGUAUUCACAUCCUGCUUUCAAUUUAUUUUGAAUCAUGAGCUGUGUUUCAAAAAAUCAUUUCACUAGGAAAUCAGAAUGUUUCUGUUAUCUGCCUUUAAGAGUUGCUACCCACUAAGACAGUUUUCUGCAGGUCUAUAAAUUAUUACACAAUAAGUGAUGUGACAGUUUUUUCCUUGAUGUUUUUUUUUGUAGAAAGAGCAGCACUGCAGAUUCUUGUACCUUAGCCACUCAUGCUUGCCAUAGACUCAAAUUUGACAGUAUUCUGCAGAAGAAUGGCAUUGAUUUUGUGGCUGUGGAUGAACUUGGAAGUGAUAGUGGACCACGGAAUAGUGAAAAAAUGGAGGUAAUGUUUUGGGCCACAAGCAACCAGUGGGUUAUUUGAAUUCCUGAGAUGGGUAAACUAGAGGGCACUGAAAAGUAAGUGCUGCCCUCUGCAACAUUGAAGGCCUUCAGUGACAACCUAAGCCUUUUUAGCCAAAAAAUUAAAAAAACAAUCAUUAUAUCUUGGCUAGCUCUACAUAUAAUAAUAUACAGUGUAGGUACUGGCACUAGCAUGUUUAAAUUGGUUCGCCUUUCAGCUACAAGUGUGUAGUGGAAGAGGUUUCUCCAAGAGUCAGCAACAGGAUAGAAUAAUAGAGAUGCACGGGAGUUUGAAAGCCUGCAGAGGUGCAGAUGCUAUUGUGUUUAAUCUCUUUGCAUGUGAGGGAUGGUUUAUUGCUAAAUACUUUGAUGUACCAUGCGUUGCUGCAUCUCCAUUUGCUGUUACCAGGUAAAGUAAUGUGAUAUACUUAGGACCCGAAAGGCAUCCUCCUUAAAACUCCUCUGACCAUUUCUUUUUUUUUCUGUGAGUCUCCCAUUUCAGUGAAAAUCUCGUAAUGGGAGAAAUAAUAUUGUUUUGUGGGAAACAUUCCUUUAACAUGUACAUGUAUUUGUCAUGUGUGUGUCUCCCCAUUUAUUUAGCAGUUUAUAAUAUGUACAUAAUUUUACAGUGUAUUACUGUAUAAAUAAAUAUCUUUAUAUCUCCAUCUUUAUUAUAUUUUAUUUGUGGUUCUUCUUGAGUCUUUUUUUCAAAAUUUUGCUUAGCGAAGUAUCUAGAACUGUUAAUUUAUCAUUAAUAAAAUUGUUAAUAGUUUCUGUGUGUCUCAGCAAGUCUUGGGAGUUACCACUGACCAUCCUUUUUGUUGGGUAUAUUUGAGGAGAGAAUGUGUACAUGUAACUACUUUUGUUUUUUUUUUUUCAGACAAAGAAUGAUGACAGUAUAGUUUUGUGACUUAUAUAAUAUGUUUACAAUAAUUAAUUUUAACCUUAUUUGCUACAGAACACCGCCUGUAACCUUUGAAAGUAAAUUUAUUGAUGCUUAUCCAGAUUUGUACGAGAGAUUGCAGGAGUCACCACUAGGUAAACUACCACCUAAUCAUGAUUAUUAUAAAAUUCUGUAAUCUGAUUGCCUUUCAGCAUUAAUAGGACAGUCAGUAAUAGGAGUACUAGUGGUGUAACGAUUAAUCGAAUUCUUGGUUAAUCGCAAUUAUGACUGUUCGGUUCGAUUCAUGAUUCUUUGCUUCCACAUUUCAAUUUUGGUUCGAUUUUUGCACACCUAUUCCUGGGUGCCCUCAGUAAGUUAUUGUAUUGUAAAAAUUAUCAGAAUCCUCAACUCUUUAAAAUGUGGGUUUUUGAUUGACAAGCAAAGACAAUAGCAGUUCCUGUGCCAUUUUGUGUUGCCUGGUAAAAAUGUUGUCCUUCAACUACCCCUUGAGAAUAUCCAAAUGACGCAAACCAUGUGCGAAACACUCUUUGUCAGGUUCUCAAACAUAGUGACGAACCAAGCGACCGUGAAUCCUCGUGUCCCCGUUACUAUUCUCAAAUUGAGGGAUUAGGGUUGCAUGUUGUUAACAUUACACAUUAUGUUAUAAGAAUUAAGAAACAUUUAUUUAAUCGAAUUGAAAUCGAAUUGAAUUGCAAGGAAUAUGAAUCGUUACACCCCUAAGGACUACCGUAAACUUCCAAUAUACAGUAAGCCCUACCUCUUAUAAGCCCCACGCCCCUAUUUAUAGACCCCUCUACCUGUAAACAAAACAAAAUAUGUCCAGGUAUAAGCCCCCCUCUAGCUUGUAUUGAAAUGAAUUUGACUUUUUACGGCGUUUUGAAAAUUAAAAGGCGAUCAAAUUUGAAAAGUGUUUUGAUCACUGCUACUGUAUGUAGCUUGUUUUAAAACACUUCCUUAAAUUAUAUGGAAAUAUUUAGAUUAUCUUUUUGAAAGAACAAUGUACAGAAUUGUCAGGCAUUACAACAACAAUAAUAAUAAUUUAAUAAUUUUAUAUUAAUGUUUUUGAGUCUUAUAAACCUAACAGUCAGUCUAGACUGGCCAUUUCUAAUUAAGAUAAAGGUAAUGUUUUAUAUUUGUAGGUCGAGUGAGCUAUGGUGAUAUUGAUCACUGGAUGUGGCGACUGUACUUGGAUGAUUUUGGUGAAUUUUGUGACAGCAUUGGCCUUCCGGUGUGUCCUUAUGCUGAGCUGCGACCUGAGGAUCCUCUCCCUCCAUCCACCACCUUAUUGUAUGGUAUCAGUCCCAGAGUGAUUGAAAAGCCUCAGUAUUGGCCUGACAGGUGAGCCUAAUGCCAUUGUCUUCUGUACAGUGGCUUAAUUUUCAGUUUAGAUCGAUACCCUUUUUUAAAAGUUUUGUCCUCAACUCUCUCCUUUUUGGAAUCAUACAUGACCAGGGGCGUGUUUCUCGAUAGAAGUCCCAAUAACUUUUCAAGCAUGAAAAGCUGUUUUGUGUUUGUUGGGUUUACAUUCAAGAUGAAAGUUUCAAUUGUUUUGAAAAUGAUAAAAUGAUAGUACGAGUCAACGAAGCAAAAUAAUUUUAUUGACUGGUUUGUGAGCUAGGAAAUGCGCUAACAUUGAACAGGUUUUGAUUUCAAAAUCUGCCUUCAGUCCCGGAACUGCGUGUUACCGCCCAUACAGAUCCAUGUCUCUUCUACAGCUUGUGAUGUCAUCAUGCAGUAAGAAAGUCUGCUUUCUGUGCAUGCCCAAGCUUCCAAAGCUAAUAUUUUACAUCUUGAUCAGAUGGUCAUGAAGUCUAUGACCUGUAAAUGACUUUUUGUUAUGUUUUAGCUCUUUAUAGCCAAACAGUGACUAGAAAACAGCUUGGCUAACUUCAAAAUGCCUUUUUCACCAAAAUUCCCGGGAACGAAUGGGUUAAAAGAUGUUUUUUUUUUUAGCCUGAAUUUCAUCUGAUUAGUUCAAAUUGUUUACUCCCUCAGUAAUGUCUGAAACAACUGGCCGUCCAGUGACGUCACUACUCCUUUGCUUUAAUUCAUGCAAACAGUUAAACACGAUUCUCAAGUGGCAAACCAAGAAAUAUCGUCUGGAAAUGUCUGCAUGAUACAGAAUAGCUUUAUUUUUUCUAUCAUAGUUCAUGUUUAACAUUCAAACUAUCAACUGCAUGCAGUACUCUGAACCGAUUGUAAUUCCAUAAUCAAACUUGGUCGCAAUGACGCAAUGAAAUAAAUACACACACGGAACACUUAUUCAAAAACACAACGAUUUGCUGUAAUUAAAAAGAAGCUAUUUGGUCCUUAACAAAGAAAAAAGAAAACAAGGAAAUAAGAAAAAAAAGCCAACAGAAUCAUUACACUUGACGGUGAAAAUAGCUAGAAGCUCGAAUUACAACAUUGGUCUCAGAAACUUCUCAUAAACAAAAUCACUGCCGAAACCACAAAGCGGCUCUACAUGAAAAACCUACCUACUCUCCCCAAUGAUUCUUCAUUCGCAGUUCAAUUUAGCAUUUCAGUUUCGAAGACGAGGGCAAUUUUGCUAUUUACUCUCUUUGACUUUACAAGAGAUAUAUUUGGAAUAGUAAAACGAAAAUCGUGAAUAGAUCGACACAGCAAAGGUACAGAAAGUUUUAUCUGCAAAACAAGUUGCUCUCCACUGCUGUUCAACUGUCACGUCCCUGUUGAACUGAUAGCAGCACGUGCAUUCGGAAGCUUGAUAGUAUAAUAUGAAGGGAUGCAUCAUGGGAUAUAUGAAAUUCCCCCCUUUAUUUACGAUAAAGAUUUUUGAAAUGUUUGAACUCCACGCAAGCAUACCAGGGAUGUGAUCUGCUGAAUAUCAAGCGACAAUCCCGCUAAAAUUUCUCAUGAUUAUGCACAAUUAUGUAAAUGUUUAGACAAUCAAUCAAUCAAAAUCACUACCCGGUUUUCAGGUAGUGAUGACAUCACCGGCUGGCGUUAGCAGCCAGUCAAUUCAGACGUUGCUGAGAGGAGGAAACGACUCAAAGCAAUUGGAUAAAAUUAAGGCUUGGGGGAGGGGGUGUUGGAGUGGGGAAUCAGUAUCUAGAUAGGGUUUCCUGAUGUUCCAUCUUGGAUUUUAUAUCAUCACUGGAUGUAACAGGCAACAAAAAAUCUCACUGAUAAAGACUUGAUUUCCACAGUGUUGUUCUUUGCGGUUAUUGGUUCUUGGACAUGCCAGCUGAGCCUAUUGAUGACAUCAAAGUGUAUCAUCCAGCAUCAGGUUUUAGCACACUCCCUGACUUCUUGUCAAGGCUUAAGCAAAGUGGUGACAAACCAGUUUACAUUGGAUUUGGAUCCAUGGAGGAGUUGGGAUUCUUUUCAAGUGUCGAUUGUGUUGAACUUUUGUGCAUAUUGAAUGAAGGUACACAAAUUAAUCUUUUUUAAUUACAGUUCAACCUCCCGCAAGAGACCACCUAAAAUGCGAUGAUUUAGUUGUCGCUUUCAAGAAUCACACCACACGGACACUUCCUAGAAGAGGUCCUGACACAUCUACUUUUGCAUGCAAUUUUUAGGUUAUAUAUUGAAUACUUCCAUGUUGUCACUGGAAGCUCUUUUUAUACAAUCACGUACUCUGAGUUUCAUAGUACACACAGAGAAAAAAGAGACCACACUUAUGCAAGUUUUGCAUUAAGUGGCUGCUUGCAAAAUAUCCAGAAGAAUGGAACCAAAAAACUGUCAGGCCAAAAAGUGGUCACUAUCGCUUAUGAGAGGUGGUCAUUUACAAGUGUAGAGGUUCUAAAUUGUAGGGCCUUGACUGGGAAAGUAAUGGUAGUUUGGAUGGGUGGUUGCGCAUGGAGGUUCAACUGUAGUUGAUAACUGACUGUUAAGGAUUCCUUAUCUUAAGUUGCCAAAUUAGCUGUUUAACUUCAUGCCAAGUUUUUGAAAAGGCAGUUUGUUUUGUGUACAUAAGGCUAGGUUCGUAAAUAUUACUCAAGGAAUUAGAUUACAGUACAGUUGACCCUCUCUACAACGGCCACCGUGCGGACAGAACAAAUUUUACAAUAACUGAGUAAAUCCGCACACGCUGAUUGGUCGAGAGCUAUGUUCUAUGAGAGUAUAGACCAUUGUGGAAAUGACGUAACAUGUCAUGCAGUGCCGGUUGUUUUGUUUUUGGUUUUUCGUAAAAAGAAAUGUUAUUGCAGCCUGCGUAGCAGAUGCUUGGAAGUAGUGGGUGAAAGAGAGAAUGGGCGAGCGCGAUGGAGACAUGCGAGGGGUGAGAGAGCUCCCUCUCCCCUCACGUGUCUCUUCGCGUGCCCGUUUUUUCUUGUGCCCACUACUUCCAAGCGCCUGCUAUGCAGGCUUAUAUUAUAUUAAAAAACAAAUUGACCACAAUUUUCCAUGGUCCACACUCUUAUAGACCAUAGAAAUGAUGCCACAAAAUGUUGAAAACUUUGCAGUGAAACCACUUGAGUUUUGAACAUUUUAUGACGUCAUUUUUAUGGUCUAUAAGAAUGUACAUGUAGACCAUGGAAAAUUGUGGUCGAUUUGUCAAGUGGCCGUUGUAAAGAGGUGGCCAUUGUAGACAGAUUUUAAACAAGAGUCAAUGUAUGGAUUUUUUUGUCCGCCGGGGCGAAAAAAAGAGGCCGUUAGUGGAGGUUCGACUGUAUUGCUUUUCUUGUUUUGCAGUAUAGACAAUAGUCUUUGUCUCACAUGCAAUUUUCCAUGAAUCUAACACUGUGCUGGAAGCGAGCAAUUAUAUAUUUACAAUUCACCCGGACGAUCAAACUCAACCUACUUUUGAACUUUUAAUUUUGUUGUUAAAAAAAAACUUAAGACGUCAAUUUUUUUAUUGUUACUGACUUAUAGACUGUAGAAAUGAUCACAUGCAAACAAUGGAAAUUUGUCGUGUAUCAGUGUUUAAGAUCUGUUUGCUUUACUUUGACUUUAUCGAAUGUGGCAAGGGCCGACCACCAGCUACUUGAUGUGUUUGCUAAAGAGUUUUUUAGAUAGCUUUAGUGUUGUUUGAUGUUUGUUUAGGUCUUGUUCAAUGUGGCAAGAAAGCACUUCUGCAACUGUCCCCAACCUCGAAUCUCCUCAAGUCAUGGGAAAUGCUAUGCAAGAACUUUCAAAACUGCAACAUCCACUGCGUUAUGGAAUAUGUUUCUCAUUCCAAGCUCUUUCCCUUCUGUCAAGCUGUGGUGCAUCAUGGAGGCAGUGGUACAGUCGGCAUGGCAUUAAAAUGUGGCAUUCCACAGAUUGUGUGUCCAUUCAUGUUUGACCAGUCAUACUGGGGCGAUAAGGUUGCCUGGAUGGGCGUAGGAGAAACUGUUGGCCAUCCUAGGUCACUCAAAGCCGAGGCAUUUGCUACCGCUCUCGUCAGUGUAGCAAGUGACGAUAUACAGAAGAUGGCUGUUUCCUACAGCAAAAUGUUAGCUGCAGAGGAAGGCAUGGAGUUUGCAGUUCAGCAACUAAGAACAGAGUUUAGCACAUUAUGA